This is a messenger RNA of Baudoinia panamericana UAMH 10762, 755 nucleotides long. RefSeq lists its product as uncharacterized. The coding region runs from base 193 to 630 and encodes 145 amino acids. Lineage: Eukaryota; Fungi; Ascomycota; Dothideomycetes; Mycosphaerellales; Teratosphaeriaceae. The transcript is spliced from 2 exons. The record is from RefSeq and is a predicted model, not a curated record.
GUGUACCGAGCAUUGAGAGCCGAGGCGCGAGUCAGGCGCUGUGACAUCACCAAUGGUGCGAAAUUUGGGUGCUGUGCCUGCAGCUCGUUUCCCUUGAGCACACGACCAACUCUCAGCAUAUUCCAAGCUUCUAUUGCGAUCAAGGAACCCCAUCCAAAGUAGAUCAAUCCAACAAUACACACAACAAUCAAAAUGCCUCGCUCAAUGGCACCGCGUCCGUCUGGGGAGUUCAACGUCCGCUUGACGAAGCCCUUCUCUGGUAAACCAACGCACGUGAUCGACAUCAUUGGCGAGCCAAAUCGCUCGGCCACCAUCCGCGAUACGAAAUACGACGGCAGCAACAGCUCGUCUGAGAAGACCGGCGACGCCGACAAGGAAGACGUCGAGGAACUCAUGUCACUCAUUACCACGCUUCGCGGUUUCCCAUCACAUCCUUCGAAGGAUGUGUACGGAUUUGAUGUGAAGCUAGAGUUCAGCACCUUCGAGAUUCAAUGGUGUAAUGAGGACGAUGACCCGACUGCCGGCGACGUGAGCGAAAUCGCAGGCGAGCAGAAGGACGACUUCAAGCGGGUGGCCGACAGUAUUGAGGCGCUGGCACGGCAGCAAGCGAAGAGGGAUGCUGCGGUGUAAGACUCAAAGUAGAUUGCCCACUCAAGGGCAGUCUUGCGGCACCGGAAUAUGGACGCCUUAGUAGAGCAAGAUAGCCUCGCAACAUGCGUUUCAUACAACUGCUUUCUCGAGACAUCAUUUCUGGC